CUGAGCAGCUGGAGGACGGUUGCUUGGUAUUAUUAACAAGCGGGAAGUAUGGCGGUGGCACGCGCCGAUGCAGCUUUGCCUCCUGGAGAAGGAUCAGUGGUCAAUUGGACAGGGCAGGGGCUUCAGAAGUUAAGUGCAAACUUACCCUGUGAAGCAGAUACUCAUACUUUGAUUCUGGAUAAAAAUCAGAUUAUUAAAUUGGAAAAUCUUGAGAAAUGCAGACGAUUAAUACAGCUGUCAGUGGCUAACAAUCGGUUGGUACGGAUGAUGGGUGUGGCCAAACUGACCCAACUGCGUGUGUUAAAUUUGCCUCACAAUAGCAUUGGCUACGUGGAAGGGCUAAAGGAGCUAGUACACUUGGAGUGGCUGAAUUUGGCAGGAAAUAAUCUCAAGGCCAUGGACCAGAUCAGUAGCUGCACAGCUCUACAGCACCUCGAUUUAUCAGACAAUAACUUAUCCCAGAUAGGUGAUCUAUCUAAAUUGAUAUCACUGAAGACCCUGCUUUUGCAUGGGAACAUCAUCACCUCUCUUAGAACAGCACCGGCUUAUCUACCCAGAAGCCUUGCUAUCCUUUCUUUGGCAGAAAAUGAAAUUCGGGACCUAAAUGAGAUCUCUUUCUUGGCAUCCUUAACUGAAUUGGAACAGUUGUCGAUCAUGAACAAUCCUUGUGUGAUGGCAACACCUUCCAUUCCAGGGUUCGACUAUCGGCCAUACAUCGUCAGCUGGUGCUUAAACCUCAGAGUCCUAGAUGGAUAUGUGAUUUCUCAGAAGGAAAGUUUGAAAGCUGAGUGGCUCUAUAGCCAAGGCAAGGGGAGAUCCUAUCGGCCUGGCCAGCAUAUCCAGCUUGUCCAGUAUUUAGCUACAGUCUGUCCUCUCACUUCUACACUGGGUCUUCAAACUGCGGAGGAUGCCAAGCUGGAGAAGAUUCUGAGCAAGCAGAGGUUUCACCAGAGGCAGUUGAUGAACCAAAGCCAAAAUGAAGAGUUAUCUUGUCUUCCUCCUGUUGAAACAAGAGUACCAGAGCAUUCAAGCCCUGUUCAAGAUUGCCAGACAGUCCAGGAAAGUGACCCUGUCAUCCAAGUCAAUUCUUGGGUUGGUAUGAGCAGUAAUGACGAUCAAUUAUAUGCCAUUAGGAGUAACUUUCCAGUCUCUGCACACACUACGAGAUAUUCUCGAAAUGACCUGCACCUGGAAGACAUACAGACAGAUGAGGACAAGUUGAACUGUAGUCUUCUCUCUUCAGAGUCUACUUUUAUGCCAGUCGCAGCAGGACUCUCUCCAGUAUCACCUACAGUUGAGCUGAAGCUUCAAGGCCUAGCAGAUGAUGGUGAUGGAGGUGAAUCUGUGAAAGAGCAGGAAGACCAGGACAUGGAUAAGGAAGGGGAAAAAGUGUUUUGGGCUGCAAAUGAGAAUUCCAUUGAGAUGAUGAAAAGUACAGUUAGUGCAGAGGUAAAUGAGAAAGAUGGGCUGUUACCUUGUCCUGAGCCAACAGUAACCAGCGCUGUCUUGAAAGGUGACUCCCUCAGUCUUACAUCUUUUUCUGACUCAGUUGGACACAAUGUCUUUCAUACACAGCCAGACAGUGAAGAAAUCAUGUCUGAAAGUGCUUCAGAGGAACUUCUCUGCAUGGCUUUAACCCAGAGAUCUGUUGCUUUGGGACAAGAUAAAGUUACCCUUCAGAAAUUGAAUGAAGCAGCCACAACACUGCAGGCCUGUUGGAGGGGAUUUUAUGCCAGGAAUUACAACCCUCAAGUUAAAGAUGUGCGUUAUGAAAUCCGGCUGCGUAGAAUGCAGGAGCACAUUGUCUGCCUCACUGAUGAAAUAAGGAGAUUAAGAAAAGAAAGAGAUGAAGAACGUAUUAAAACUUUUGUACAAGAAGAGGCUGUCAGAUUCCUUUGGAACCAGGUAAGGUCUCUACAAGUUUGGCAACAGACCGUGGACCAGCAUCUAAGUUCCUGGCAUACUGAUGGUCCUCCUGCAUCAAGUACUGUGGUGCCAUCUGUACAAGAAGAGGCUCCAAAUGGAAUGACUCCAUUUUUCACCCAAAGCCAGGAACCCUCUUCUGAUCAAAGUUCUGAUGGGUGCAUUGUUCCUGGCGAAGCUCCUCAAGAGAAAUCCUCACCAGAAUUUCCAGACUCUGGUUUUCAUUCCUCCCUAAUAGAACAAGUUCACUGUUUGCAUGAUUCUUUGGAUUUUGAAAAAAGUUCCACAGAAAGCAGUGUUAGUUCUGUAAUGGGGAAUUCCAUUGACACAGUCAAAUAUUGCAAAGAGGCAGAUAUGGAGGAUGUUAGUGAAGAACAUAGUGAGCAGAGUAAGGAAAGCUCAAACAAUGAGCUGGAUAAUAAUCUACUUGAACAGUAUUUAACUUCAGUUCAAGAGUUAGAAGAUUCAGAUGAGAGGACAAAUUUUGCUGAAGGGGCAGGAGAUAGUAUGCUUCACAUGGCUUCUUCCCCUGAAAAGCUAGAAGGGUCUGACAGUGCUUCUGUUGAUGAUACUCGUGGCAUACCUCCUACUUUGCAAGAUGAAAACAGACAGACUCCAGAGGAUUGUAAAUUGAAUACAGAAGUUCAAGGGCAGCAGUCAGAAUGUGAUUCUACAUUUCAAGUAUUGCAUGUUGGUAUUACUGUGUAGCAUGUCUGGUUGCUUCAGAAGCAGAAAUCCACUUUU
Messenger RNA from Pteronotus mesoamericanus, 2667 nucleotides. RefSeq names its product centrosomal protein 97 (gene CEP97). The transcript has 11 exons. The coding region runs from base 49 to 2631 and encodes 860 amino acids. NCBI's taxonomy places the organism in Eukaryota, Metazoa, Chordata, Mammalia, Chiroptera, Mormoopidae. Gene Ontology annotation, molecular function: protein binding. The record is from RefSeq and is a predicted model, not a curated record.